Molecule: messenger RNA, 2565 nt
Organism: Plasmodium vivax (malaria parasite P. vivax)
Lineage: Eukaryota; Apicomplexa; Aconoidasida; Haemosporida; Plasmodiidae
Exons: 1
Coding region: 1-2565 (854 amino acids)
Biological process (GO): translational initiation; formation of translation preinitiation complex
Molecular function (GO): translation initiation factor activity
Source: RefSeq, a predicted model, not a curated record
AUGUGCACACUCAUAUGCGUGCAAUUGCACCCCCCGCGCAGACUCGCCGCGACCAUCAAGAGCACCUUCAACCUGGAGAGCGACGAGCAGGUGGACGAAAUUUUGGACAAGGAAAACACCAGCAUCUGCAAAGUGCAGAAAACAAAAAUUACCAUCUACUUUUCGAAGAACAUCCCAGUUCUGUUUUCCAUCAAAAAUGACCUCUUCCCAACGGUGUACACACUAUGGAAGUUUCCCCGCCUGAUCCCCUGCUUUGUCAUAUACCCACCUGCCUCCGAAUUUCUCAUGAAGGGAGCCGACUUGAUGAUCCCAGGAAUAUGCAAAGAGGUAGACCAUUUAGAAGCACUAAAGGAGGGAAGUGUAUGGGGCGUUCGAGUGUUUAAUAACCCGCACCUUUUUGCAGUUGGGCAAUGCUCAGUGGACUAUGACAGUAACAACUGCUUCUACAAUCUAAAAGGGAAGUGCUUAAAGGUCGUUCACAUUUUUAAUGAUGAGCUGUGGAGGAUGGGGUCCCAAACUGUUCCGCACAGCAGCUUCCAGGGGAAAAUUAUCGACUCGGUGGAGAACGUCGUGGACAACUUUGACGAGUUUAGGGUGUACGAUGAGAGUAAGGGGAAGAAAAAGGCGCAAAAGGGGGGGCAGCAAAGGGGGGACCCCGGUGGAGAUGUUGGAACGGGCGCAGACGGUGGCAGUGAUGCCCUCUGUUCGGACCCCCCCAAUGAUGAAAAACCCCAUGAGGACCCCCUCGAUAACCGCUACCGCGCCUUCACGGACGACGAAAGCGAGCAGGAGAAGCCGAACGGGGAGGGCGACCCCGCCGCACGAAGCGAACCCAAGCCCACAGGCAAAACGAGCGAAAAAAGCCUAGACAAUUUUUACAAACAUUUUGCAGUGAUACUGGCCCAAAGGAGCCACGCAAAAGGGGAUGCACCACCACCCAGCAGCAAAAAUGCCAAGGGAGGAAAAAAACAAACUGGGAAGGACACCCAAUUUAAGGAACAAAAUCCCCCAAGUGAAGUGAAAAAAAAGUGCACAGUGGGUAUCGACUCAAUGGAGGAGAGUUCCCAUAAAAGGGACACCCCUGAGGAGGAGAAAACAAAUCAGCAGAAGAAGCACCACCUGCAUGGUAACCCCGCAACUGAGCAGGGGAAGAGAGACGAAAUGAGCAAAGCGGUGGAUAACAGCACCCACACAGAGACAGACGUAAUGAACGAGUGGGACGAAUGCUCAGCGGAGGAAAAUGAGCCAAACGGCCAGGGUGAAGACCAUAAGGAAGUUUCACUAAAAAAGGCCCCAUUUAGAAGCGAAUCGAAAGAGGCAAAAUAUGACGACGAGGAAACGGUGAGCGAAGCCUCCUUUGUGGAGGAACCCAACGUGAACAUGCCCCAAGAGAGAAAUGAAAAAGACACAUUCGCACUGAAAAGCGAACAGCAGGAUGCACUGCUGAUGUUCCUCUUCCUAGAAGUAGCUCACUCACUUAGUGAUGAUAACCUCCCGUUGGAAGUUUCCGGAGUGUAUAGCAGGAUGACCAAGGAGUUUCUAUACAUUCACAGAAAUGAGGCUUUCCUGGGAGAGCUACAAAAACUGGGAGUCCCUACCGACAUUGCAAAUAAAAUAAAAGCAAAAGAGGUGAACCUACAAUUGGAUGUUAAAAAAUCGACUUAUAAAAAAAUUAGCAAAUUUGUGCAACACUGCUCCAAGUUAAAGCUCAUUAAGAUAAAAGAAAACAGAAAUGUUAUGUCCGUUGUGAAUAUACGAAGGGGUAGCUCUGUGAUCUCCUCUUAUAAGCCCAUGUCUUUGGAGGAGAAGAAACUAUGCCAGUUGGAGGGCGGCGAAAAUGAUGGGGGGGGUACACAAAACGGGGCGGAAUGCACCCCAAACAGUGGUGCUCAUCAAGACAAAAGUACAUCAAAUGAAGCGACAAAUAAAGCGACAUCCGAAGCGACCAAUAAAGGGGUGCAGGUACUCGAAUUUUACAUGCCUUCCUCCAAGGGGAUAAACAUCUUCAAAUGUGUAGAUAGCAAAACGGAGAGAAGUUCCUACUACAACAUUAUGCAGCUGAAGGAUGUUCUAAAAUCGUAUGUACAGAGUCAGAAGCUGGUGAGCGGCAAGGAUCCCCAGGUGGUGAAACUGAACGAUGAUUUGAGAGCCGUUUUAAAUGGCCCAUGUGAGUCCUCCACCAUGCCGUAUGAAUCCUUGCUCAGCCAGUUCGUCUCGACUCAACUGCCCUGCUAUGCCAUAAUCAAACCGUAUGCUAAUUUCGAUGUAGACCCAAUUAAAGUGACCAAGGGGAAGUGCCCAUCUAUCCACAUUUACGCUGUUGCCAGGAUGAAGGGGAAAAAAUAUGUUACCCAUAUUACAAAUUUGUUCCUCUUCCAUGUGGAUUUGAACAAAUUUACGGAGCAUGUGCAGAAGCAGCUGGCUUGUUCUUGCUCCAUUGUCCUUUCGCCCUCCACCAAAAAGGAGGAAGUCCUCGUCCAGGGCAAUGUCGUAAAUAUGAUUCACGACAUUUUGAUUAGAAAUUACAGCCUCCCCAGGAAGUACAUUGCGCUGAACACCAAGUAG